AUGCCCAACAUGCUUUCAAGACUUGGAGAGUAUGAGGAACAAUUGAAUGAUGAAGAUGAAGAGCAGAGCAUCGACAUCAAUGCUUCCCCAAAACAGAGCAUGGAUACACCAAGCCCUAGAGACCCUCGUUUCUCACCAAGAAGUCAAGCUCCUGCACUUCCAAGAUUGGAAGCAAUGCAAAGACCAUCACCACCUACUGAAGAAGAAGAUACUUGGCAGUAUGAUCCUAUUGAUCCCAACAAGAUAAGCCCCAUGAAGCUUAAGGAAUUCAAUGCUAAGGUGAAAUCACUUCCAUUCUAUGUCACUUUUGAAGAAGCUUGGGAUAAGCAUGGUCUAGUGGAGUUCUUUUUCACAACUAGUGAAAACAAAGAAGAGAUACACCAAAUCUUCAGGAAGGCUCGAUUUCCCCUUGCCCCUCAUGGAGUCAAUCAACCACCAUCACCACCAUCAUCACCACCGCCCAAGUGGUAUGUCAAUUCCAUAUCAAGAGAGAAGCUUGCUGAGUUCAAUCAGUUUGUCCAAACUCUUCCAGCCAGCAUGUCUUUCAAAGAAGCUUGGCGCCACUACCCAUUCACCCCUUUCUUCCACAACUGCAAGGAGACACCUGAGACAUAA
Molecule: messenger RNA, 615 nt
Organism: Microthlaspi erraticum
Lineage: Eukaryota; Viridiplantae; Streptophyta; Magnoliopsida; Brassicales; Brassicaceae
Source: the annotation of a GenBank genome assembly